This is a messenger RNA of Puccinia triticina, 486 nucleotides long. RefSeq lists its product as uncharacterized. Gene Ontology annotation, molecular function: G-protein beta-subunit binding. The transcript has 3 exons. Gene Ontology annotation, cellular component: heterotrimeric G-protein complex. Bases 1 to 486 code for a protein of 161 amino acids. Lineage: Eukaryota; Fungi; Basidiomycota; Pucciniomycetes; Pucciniales; Pucciniaceae. Gene Ontology annotation, biological process: G protein-coupled receptor signaling pathway. The record is from RefSeq and is a predicted model, not a curated record.
AUGGGGCCCGGCCAGGUCGGAACUUCACAGCGAACGACCUCACCACCGUCACCAACCCACCAACGCAAUCGCAACCACUCAAUCGGGAAACAUAUCGACUCCGUCAACCUCGGCUUGUUCGACUGCCCAUCAGCGAGACUUCCGCUGAACGACUUCAGAACAUCCCAAUCCAUUCACCAUGCUGUCCCGUCCUCAAAAGUCAGCCUUGAUCCUUCUAACCUCGUCCUCAUCAUCGAUUGCCUCAUUCUGCUUCUCUUACAAUCCAUGUCUGAGCUGAAGCUCCGUAGACUUACAGAGCACAACCAACGUCUACGAGAAGAUCUCGAACGUCCUCGAAUCCGAGUCUCGGAUGCAAGUGCAAACUUAAUUCGCUUUUGUAAAACGACUCGAGAUUACCUUGUACCCUCCGUUUGGGGACCACUCGGCAAGAGCGAAGACCCUUACGCUCCUCAGGCUGCCGGUGCCAGCUGUUGCUCGGUGGCAUGA